UGAAGGGUAGACCUAGCUAUAAGGUCAGGAAGCUAUUUCUAACAAACAUUUUCGCCGUGAUUUCAUUUUAAAUCAAGUCGGUGCUGGAGGGAGUUACGCGCGAGGGAACUCCCAAAUGGCUUUGCUGGAGGGACUUCUCCAGGUCCUGUACACAUAUCCUCUACUGGCUGCUGUGCUGUUGCUGGUGGCCUAUCUCCACUGCUCCGGGAUCGGCAGCUCAUCAAAUCCGGAGGGGAAGGAACCGCCGGGACCCAAAGGCCUUCCUGUUCUUGGAAACCUGCUGCAGCUUGAUUUGAAGCGACCUUAUGAAACACUCUGCGAGCUCUCCAAGAAGUAUGGAUCUGUCUUCACCAUUCACUUUGGUCCCAAGAAAGUGGUCGUCUUAGCGGGAUACAAGACAGUGAGGCAAGCGCUUGUGAACCAUGCUGAGGAGUUUGGGGACAGAGACAUCACCCCGAUAUUCCAUGAUAUAAACAAAGGCCAUGGGAUCCUGUUUGCUAAUGGCGAAAAUUGGAAGACGAUGAGACGUUUUGCCCUUUCAAACCUGCGUGACUUUGGCAUGGGCAAGAAAGGAAGUGAAGAGAAGAUCAUAACGGAGAUCAGCUUCCUAAUGGAUGUAUUUGAAAGCUUCAAAGGUGAACCAUUUGAUACGACACAGCCAGUGAGCUACGCCGUCUCCAACGUCAUCUGUGCUAUUGUGUAUGGGAGCAGAUUUGAGUAUGAUGACCCCAAGUUUAAGGCCAUGGUCCAACGAGCCAACGACAACAUUCGGCUUUCAGGUUCACCUUCGGUGCAGCUGUACAACAUGUUCCCUCGUCUGAAGCCCUGGGUGAAGAACCUGCAGCAGAUGCUGAAGAACAACGAGGUGCACGUGGAGGAGAUGAAGAGGAUCAUCAGGGGCCUCCAGGAGACCCUGAACCCUCAGGAGCCGCGCGGCUUCGUCGACUCCUUCCUUGUCCGCAAGCAGGAUGCCGAGGAGGGCGAGCAGAAGGACUCCCUGUUCCAUGAGAACAACCUGACCUGCUGCGUGACCAACCUGUUCGCAGCAGGCACCGACACCUCGGGGACCACACUGCGCUGGGGCCUGCUGCUCAUGGCCAAGUACCCACACAUUCAGGAGAGGGUCCAUGAGGAGAUCGACCGGGUGCUUGAUGGCCGACAGCCUUUGGCUGUAGACAGGAAGAGCCUUCCCUACACGGAGGCGGUGAUCCACGAGACCCAGAGGAUAGCCAACAUAGUCCCCAUGAGCCUCCCGCACACCACCAGCUGCGAUGCAUAUUUCCAGGGUUACCACAUCAAAAAGGGAACGACCGUUAUUCCUCUGCUCACAUCAGUGUUGAAGGAUGAGUCUGAAUGGGCCAAUCCCUACACGUUCCACCCAGAACACUUCCUGGAUGACCAGGGAUGCUCCGUCAAGAGAGACGCUUUUAUACCAUUUUCUGCAGGUCGCAGGGUGUGUUUAGGAGAGAGUCUGGCCAGGAUGGAAGUCUUCCUCUUCUUCGCCUCUCUCCUUCAACGCUUCCGCUUCACUGCACCCCCUGGUGUCUCGGAGGAUGAACUGGACCUCAGGCCAGCUGUGGGGCUCAUACUGUCCCCCUCCGCUCACAAGCUUUGUGCGGUACCAAGGUCUUAAGCCUUGCGUUAGGGACACAUACUGUACAUGCGAAGUCGGCCAAGUGAAGCGAACUUCACCAUUCAUUCUCACGAGGGAGGUGAAGGCAAGCAAACAGGUCCGAAGCGAAAUAUAUAUAUAUAAUAGCUGUCAGUUCAGUUGUCUUCUGAAAAGUUCCGAGUCCUGGCGCAACUAAGUUGGAAAGCCCACGCCAUAAAAGCAACCAUCGACGAAGCUGUGGAAGUAGCGAAGAUUCCCGUGAUAUUAUUUACUUUUAGUUAAAAUAGGCUUCUUGUCAUUUUGUUGCGCAUGGUAGAGAACAGCUCCUCCUCUCUCCUCUCCUUUUCCUCUCAUCUCUUCUCCUUCCUUGGUGUGUGCGUAUGUGAGGUUUUGUAGAGUUUUGCUGUGUGCUUGGUUACUGUAGGCCUAUGUUAAAGGUCUGUUAUGUGAGUGGCUUGAGUGAUGUGAUUCAGCUGUUUUCAGAGGAGUUGCAUACAAACUAAUCAAAUUGAUUAGGCCUAAGUAAUGAAAGUAAAAAAUAAAGCAGAAGUUAAAAAAUAAUGAAAAAAUAUAUAGCAUAUAAUAUGCUUAUUAUAUAGGCAUAGUAUGCAGGCCUAUAGUGUAUCUGUGUUGUAGAAAUAGUUGAACAAAAUGACCAUAAUUAAAAAAAAUAACUAGCCUAACGCAUAGUUUAUUUUGGCGAGAUUUAAAAUAUAUAUAUAUUUUUUAAAAUGGCUAGUUGAACUUCUGUUUGGCUGGUAAGAAAAAAUGUCCACUAGCCAAAUUGGCUGGUGGUAGAAAACGUUAAUUUAGAGCCCUGUGUAUGUAUGUAUGUAUAUAUAUAUAUAUAUAUUUUUAUUUUUUUUUCACUGUAAAAAAAUCAUUGCAUACAACAAUUAUUGCAUUAAACACAAGUCUGCCAGGGGUUUGACUCUUCUGCCAUUUCAUUUCAUGGAUCAAUGAAUUUGUUUUCAAAUCAAUUUAGAAUGCCAUAGAACUGGAAUAACCAAUUUUGACAACCUAUAUCAAGUAGGCAGAAAUCAGAUAUGACCAUUGCGGUGUAGUACGCUUAAAAAGGUAAUGUGGACAUCACACAAUGGAAACCAUAAGCCUCACACAUGACUGUUUACUGUUACUUUGAAUCUAUGAACGACAUUUGGUAUUCAAAUAUGUUUUUUGGAUUAUGCUUGAAAUGUCUCUUAAAAUUCUAAUGUGAUCAUAUCCUUGGUAUUUAUCAAAAAUAGUUAUGGACCAAUGUCUUUUUCAUUUAAAAUAAAUGAAUAUUUUUUUCCUGCCAGGCGUUAAGUAAAAGAGUGUAACUCCGAAGAUUUGAAAUUUCUCUCUACUCAGUGAAUUAUAUCUGAUUGAUUGUACAUCAACUGUACCACAACAUCUUCGUGAAAGACACCAGUUGAUCAAGCCUCUGAGAAUUUUCCUAUUCAUCCAAUCUCAGCUACAGUCCUGCAGGUAAAGCUUUGCGUGUCAAGACAGACUAGAUAACCAUCUGGAGUUGAUAUAUAGACAACAUGACUUGGCCACUCCCUCACUCAGGUCAUAUUUCUGAUUUUAAUGUAAUACAGAUUCCAUGCAUACCACACAUUCCUUUUGUUUCUUCUGGCAAAGUACAGUCAAUCCGGAAAGCAUUCACAGCGCUUCACUUUUGACAUUUUAUUAUCUUACAGCCUUAUUCCUAAUGCUACAAAUGAAUCUCUGUUGUCAAGACAACUUGUUUUUCACAUGGUCAUAAUGGAAUAAUUUGUGUAGGAUUUUGACAGUUUUGAAAAUGUAUAAAAAUAAAAAACAAAGAAUUCCUUUUUACAAAAGAAGCAUUGGAAAUCUGAAUUACAUCUAAAGAAGCAUGCAUGUCAACAUGCACUGUGACUACAGAAGCAGAUCAUGAUACUCUCCAUAGGAUUUCAUUCAAAACUCACACCCAUCUAUUUUAGCCAUGUGCAGACUCAAAAUGUACAAUUUCAAUGUACUGAAAGGUUGAAACACACACCGAUGACCUCCCUUUUAAUUUCGAAAUAAAAAAAGAAUGUAGUUGCUGCCAAAGGUGGUUCUACAAAGUAUUAAGCAAAGGCUGUGAAUACUUUUGUAAAUAUGAUUUCUUUGUUUUUUAUUUUUAUAAAAU
Molecule: messenger RNA, 3746 nt
Organism: Engraulis encrasicolus (European anchovy)
Lineage: Eukaryota; Metazoa; Chordata; Actinopteri; Clupeiformes; Engraulidae
Product: cytochrome P450 2K1-like
Exons: 10
Coding region: 116-1633 (505 amino acids)
Biological process (GO): xenobiotic metabolic process
Cellular component (GO): cytoplasm; intracellular membrane-bounded organelle
Molecular function (GO): heme binding; iron ion binding; oxidoreductase activity, acting on paired donors, with incorporation or reduction of molecular oxygen, reduced flavin or flavoprotein as one donor, and incorporation of one atom of oxygen
Source: RefSeq, a predicted model, not a curated record